AUGUCAAGCAUCCACAAACUCAAAAAAGCUCUCCCCUGGGCCCAAACCCCAAUAAUCAUCAAUGCACCGAUGAGCGGCGCCGCAACCAGCAACCUGGCAGUCGCCCGCUCCCUCGCACAGCAGUUCGAACAAGCCAGACACCAACUACACGACCUCAUGAGCUCACGAAAAGAUACCCCGAAGCCUGUGCUCCCUGUCGGCGUCGGAAUGAUAGUCUUUGGCUCCCCAGCCGUGCAUUGGCUCUCGCUGUUUUCCGAGUAUAGACCGGCUGUAGCUUGGUUAUCGUUCAGGACGACAGAUGAGUUCAGGGCCUGGGCGGAGGGGAUUCGAAAGGCUUCACAGUAUACCCAAGUCUGGAUCCAGGUGGGCAGUGUUAGUGCUGCGCUGGAAGCGACACAGGCUUGUUAUCCGGACGCCCUGGUUCUGCAGGGGAGUGAUGCUGGUGGGCAUGGACAUGCGUAUGGGGCGAGUGUCGUCUCACUGAUUGUCGCUGGUGGUAUCAUGGAUGGGAGGGGUGUUGCUGCUGCAACAAUGCUCGGCGCUGCAGGGGUGGUGAUGGGGACGCGGUUUCUUGCCGCCGAGGAAACUGAUUUGCCUUCUGAGUUUCGCAAAGCGGUUUUCAAGGCUACAGAUGGUGGACAGUCUACUUUUCCCUGGCCGGAAGUGUAUGGUAGACGGUGUCUCAGGAAUACUAGCUACGAGUAUAUCAAGAGAGGGGUGAGCAUGGAUAGCAUGCGGAGACGGUUAUAUCAGGAUCUUCAUGGGGCCUGGGGUCAGCGGCUUGAAUUUAAGGAGACUGUCACUGUUUGGGCGGGUACGGGCGUAGGUACGGCAAACAACCUAGGCCGUCCAUGGGCAGGCUAUAUCCUGACUCUAAGCAUUGGAAGUGGUCUGUCUUAA
Messenger RNA from Aspergillus alliaceus, 900 nucleotides. Its product is annotated as nitronate monooxygenase. NCBI's taxonomy places the organism in Eukaryota, Fungi, Ascomycota, Eurotiomycetes, Eurotiales, Aspergillaceae. Gene Ontology annotation, molecular function: nitronate monooxygenase activity. Bases 1 to 900 code for a protein of 299 amino acids. The record is from RefSeq and is a predicted model, not a curated record. The transcript is spliced from 4 exons.